AUGGCAUAUUUGAAUCUGGAGACGGGAUAUACCGCCGCCUUUGCUUUCUUUGAGGCACUCUGGGAGGCCGGCGUGCAGUAUGUCUUCGCCAAUCUGGGUACCGACCACCCGGCGAUCCUGGAGGCCAUGGUGCGUGGCCAGAAUCUGCGUAAGGACCAGUGGCCCACCGUGAUCACCUGUCCCAACGAGAUGGUUGCACUUUCUAUGGCCGAUGGUUACGCUCGUCUGACUGGUAAACCGCAAUGUGUCAUUGUCCACGUCGAUGUUGGGACACAAGGGCUGGCUGCUGCUGUCCACAAUGCUUCGUGCGGCAGAGCCCCUGUCCUGAUAUUUGCUGGCCUGUCGCCGUAUACCCUGGAAGGGGAAAUGCGGGGCUCGCGAACAGAGUAUAUUCAUUGGAUUCAGGAUGUUCCCGAUCAGAAACAGAUUAUCUCGCAGUACUGCCGGUACACCGGUGAGAUCAAGACUGGUAAAAAUGUCAAACAGGUAGUAAACCGGGCUUUGCAGUGGGCGAUGAGCGACCCGAAAGGUCCUGCCUACUUGGUGGGAGCUAGGGAAGUUAUGGAGGAGGAGAUCGAGCCGUAUAAACUUGACCAGAGAAAAUGGGUGCCUGUCACAGGAGCAGCUCUGCCAGCUAACGCAGUUGAGCUGAUUGCUAACGAGCUUGUCAACGCAAAGGAGCCCCUUGUGAUUGUCGGGUACAAUGGGCGGGAUGCCGAGUCGGUAAAUGCGUUAGUGACGCUCGCCAACACCGUCAAGGGUCUGCGUGUGCUUGACACUGCGGGAUCCGAAAUGAGUUUCCCUGCUAAUCAUCCCGCCUGGCUGGGCUUGCGGUUUGGUAACCAUGAGGCCGUCAAUACUGCUGAUUUCAUUCUUGUUGUUGAUUGUGAUGUGCCGUGGAUUCCAACCGUAUGCAAGCCGAAGGAUUCCACCAAGGUCAUCCACUUGGACGUUGACCCAUUGAAACGCCAAAUACCGAUGUUUUACUUGUGGUCCAUUGCCACCUACAAGGUCGACUCCACCACUGCUUUCAAGCAAAUAAAGGAAUAUAUAACUUCUAACACAACCUUGACUCAAACCCUGAACGGAGACGAAGCCAAUGCCCGUCAGAAGCGUGUUGAGGAAGGUUACCGACAAAACCUGAAAGCUAUCGCAGAUUCAGCCAUUGUCCCCGCUGGCGGAGAUGAUGCUUAUUUGAAUGGAAACUACCUCAUGGCCCAGCUCCGCAAAGCUGCGCCGGAAGACACCAUAUGGGCUAUUGAAGCCGUCACACUUACUGUUGCUGUUGCAGACCAGCUCCAAUGCAGCCUACCGAAUUCAUGGAUUAACUGUGGUGGUGGCGGUCUGGGGUGGUCUGGCGGUGGUGCAUUGGGCAUUAAGCUGGCCACCGACGACCAACAUGGCGGAAAGAAUAAAGGAAAAUUCGUAUGUCAGAUUGUCGGCGACGGCACAUAUCUUUUCUGUAUUCCUGGCUCAGUGUAUUGGAUUGCUCGCCGAUACAACAUUCCCAUUUUGACCAUCGUCAUCAACAACAAGGGCUGGAAUGCUCCUCGACGGAGCCUGCUUCUUGUACAUCCAGACGGUGAGGGUUCGAAAGUGUCUAACGAGGAUCUGAACAUUUCAUUUGUGCCAUCGCCUGACUACCCUGGGAUUGCAAAAGCUGCGGCAGGAGGACAACUAUGGGCUGGCCGUGCUAGCACAGUCAAGGAGCUUUCCGAACAAUUACCUCGCGCUAUCCAGAGCGUUUUGUCGGGAACGUCUGCUGUCUUGGAGGCACAGCUAGAUGGGACUGAUGGAAAGUACGUGGAGGGGAAGUAG
Molecule: messenger RNA, 1818 nt
Organism: Talaromyces proteolyticus
Lineage: Eukaryota; Fungi; Ascomycota; Eurotiomycetes; Eurotiales; Trichocomaceae
Product: putative thiamine pyrophosphate enzyme
Exons: 4
Coding region: 1-1818 (605 amino acids)
Biological process (GO): L-valine biosynthetic process
Cellular component (GO): acetolactate synthase complex; mitochondrion
Molecular function (GO): thiamine pyrophosphate binding; flavin adenine dinucleotide binding; acetolactate synthase activity
Source: RefSeq, a predicted model, not a curated record